This is a messenger RNA of Zootermopsis nevadensis, 1103 nucleotides long. RefSeq names its product small ribonucleoprotein particle U1 subunit C (gene snRNP-U1-C). The record is from RefSeq and is a predicted model, not a curated record. Gene Ontology annotation, molecular function: zinc ion binding; pre-mRNA 5'-splice site binding. Gene Ontology annotation, biological process: spliceosomal snRNP assembly; mRNA splicing, via spliceosome; mRNA 5'-splice site recognition. Gene Ontology annotation, cellular component: nucleus; U1 snRNP. NCBI's taxonomy places the organism in Eukaryota, Metazoa, Arthropoda, Insecta, Blattodea, Termopsidae.
GAACACGGACAGUGGGCACUGCAACCAUUAAUUCAUUACAAUCAUCUGUAACAUCUACAUCAUUCUAAAACGUUCUGUGUAGAUAUGACAGAUUUAGCAUAAAGAUACUUCCAAGUUCUGUGUACUGUCAACAUUGGAAAAUUAAAUAUCAAUAGUAAACCAGUAUUAAGUGUCGAAUCUCGUUUGAAGAUGGCGGCAUAUUCGCCUCGUUGGUAAAUUGCAUGGUAUUCUAAAAGCAUUCAUUCUAAACCGUUAGACAUUUUGGUGUAUACGUAAAUAACCUACCAAGAUUAGUGGAGGAACGUAAGAAGCAGGCUAGUUUCGGUACUUGAACUUAUUUUCAGAACUGCUUGUUUGAUAGCAGGUUGAGAUAUUUAUACUUGGGGACUGAAUAUACUAUAUUGAAUACUAUUGUGUUGUAUGGGACGUAAAUUGUGAGUGAACAUAACCUCGAAGAUGCCAAAAUAUUACUGUGAUUAUUGUGAUACCUACUUAACACAUGAUUCUCCAUCUGUGAGGAAAACACACUGUCAAGGUCGCAAACACAAAGACAAUGUUAAAUUUUAUUACCAAAAGUGGAUGGAAGAACAAGCACAACAUCUUAUUGAUGCAACAACUGCAGCAUUCAAAGCGGGGAAAAUAGCAUCCAAUCCAUUUGCCUCAAAUAAAGGAGGUGCAGCAAUUCCACCACCAACCAACAUGCCUCACGGGGGACCUCCUCGACCUCCAGGUCCUGUUCAUGGCCCUCCUCAGCCUGGUCCAGGAAUGAUGGGACCACCAGGCAUGCAAAUGCACCAUGGACACAUGGGACCUAUGAUGAUGGGACCACAUGGGCCAAUGCCUCCAAUGAUGGGAAUGAGGCCUCCCAUGAUGGGACCAAUGAUGCCAAUGGGACCCAUGGGUCCAAUGGGCCCUAUGAGAGGACCUCCAUUACUUGGUGGACCAAUGGGACCUCCUAUGAAGAAAUAGUUUUGUAGUUUGGACUGUGCAAAAUACAGAUGGACACAUGAAACAUUAAAUUUAUAUUCAUUUGAAAUGAGUAAAGGAACUCUUUUGUAUUUGUACUUUGUGCCAGCAAAUAAAGUAUGAUAUUUGCUACUUCA